Molecule: messenger RNA, 1833 nt
Organism: Torulaspora delbrueckii
Lineage: Eukaryota; Fungi; Ascomycota; Saccharomycetes; Saccharomycetales; Saccharomycetaceae
Gene: AIP1
Product: Aip1p
Exons: 1
Coding region: 1-1833 (610 amino acids)
Biological process (GO): positive regulation of actin filament depolymerization; actin filament depolymerization
Cellular component (GO): cortical actin cytoskeleton
Molecular function (GO): actin filament binding
Source: RefSeq, a predicted model, not a curated record
AUGUCAUUGAUAGAGUUGAGGUCAAUUCAACCUCCACAGCCUGCCACUUUGCGUAAUUUCACGACACAUUUGUCCUAUGACGAAAAUACAAAUUCUAUUGCCUAUCCAUGUGGUAAAUCAGCCUAUGUUAGGUAUCUGGAUGAUUCCGGCAUAGUUGUUCAGUUUACAGGGCAUGGGACAGCGAAUGUUACGGUAGUGAAGUUUUCGCCAAUCAAGGGCUCCCAGUACGUUUGUUCUGGUGAUGAAUCUGGUAAAGUGAUUGUAUGGGGUUGGACGUAUGAUACGGAUACUCAUGCUGUGGAAACUAUUGUUAAAUCAGAGUUCCAGGUUUUAGCUGGUCCUAUUACAGAUGUGUCGUGGGAUUUUGAGGGCAGAAGGCUCUGUGUUGUGGGUGAAGGCCGGGACAAAUUUGGCGCAUUCAUAUCGUGGGACUCUGGUAACUCGUUAGGUGAAAUAUCCGGGCAUUCGCAACGUAUCAAUGCUUGUCAUAUGAAACAGUCAAGACCGAUGAGGUGUAUAACUGUUGGAGACGAUGGUUCUGUCGUCUUUUACCAGGGACCACCAUUCAAAUUCUCUGCUAGUGAUCGUACGCAUCAUGACCAAGGGAAAUUUGUCAGAGAUGUACAGUUCUCGCCAGGUUCAGGUGGAUAUGCCGUAACGGUUGGCUAUGAUAGAAAGAUUGUGUGCUUUGACGGUAAAACCGGUGAGUUUAUCAAGUACAUCGAGGAUGAGAGUGAAAAAGUGGAAGGUGGUAUAUUUGCUGUUUCAUGGGUCGACGAGACAAGAUUUGUCACAGCAAGUGCAGAUGCAACUAUUAGACUGUGGUGUGCUAAGGAAAACAAAUUUUUACAAAAAUGGGUAGUGUCGGGGGACUCUGUUGGAAGCCAACAGGUCGGUGUUGUAUCCUCAAAGAAUGAACAGAUAAUUUCAUUAUCAUUGGAUGGUUCUUUGAACUUCUUUAAAAUCGGCGAGAAUGAUAUAAUCAAGUCUAUGAAAGGCCAUAAUAAGGGUAUAACAGCAUUAGCUGUUCGCCCGCUAAUAACCGGUUCUUACGACGGUAGGAUUAUGGAAUGGGAUAACAUUCCAGAGACGAUGCAUCAGGAUCAUUCAAAUUUGGUCGUUGCAAUUGAUAACAGCGAAGCGCCCAAAUACGCCAGUAUCUCAUGGGAUGACACUCUCAAAGUGUCAGAUAUCACAAAAUACCAAUUCGAAGGACAGCCGAAAGUUGCUAGUUCUGCCAACAACGGUGGAACUGUUGCAGUAGUCACUGAUAAUGAUUACCUAUUGAUAAUGAACAGUUAUACUGGGGAAGUCUUGCAAAAGAAGGCGUUGAGUGAACCAGCAUCGGCGGUCGGUAUAACCAGCGGACUUGUUGCUGUAGGUUUGGAAAGGACCAAUGCUGUGGAAGUGUUCAAGGCCUCUGACCUUGAGGUUAGCUACAAAUUGCCAAUUCCACUGCGUGCAACACCUUCUUGCAUUUCAGUAUCACCCAGUGAAGGGUACCUGGCCGCCGGUGAUGUUAUGGGGAAGAUUCUACUCUACGAUCUUUCUACAAAAGAUGUAAAGACGUCCAGGUGGGCAUUCCACACCAGUAGAAUCACUGCUAUAGCAUGGAGGCCUUCAACAGAAGAUGACGACGAAGAAGAUCUGGUUGCUACAGCUUCGCUCGAUACCAAUGUAUUUGUCUACUCCGUCAAGAGGCCCAUGAGGACAAUCAAGCGUCUAAAUGCGCAUAAAGAUGGGGUCAGCGUUGUUCGCUGGGAAGAUGCAAGUACUUUGGUCAGUUGCGGCUCGGAUGCCUGUAUCAAGAGGUGGAAUGUCAUUAUUGAAUAA